AUGGAGCAAGACGUGGAGAGUCCCAUCUCGAUACGGCAACCAAAGCUCCCAAAACAAGCCAGGGAGGACCUCAAACAAAAGUGCACAAAACGGAAGAUCCAGAGAUACGUACGCAAGGAUGGCAAGUGCAAUGUUCACCAUGGGAAUGUUAGAGAGACCUACCGCUAUCUGACUGAUAUCUUCACCACUCUGGUGGAUCUCAAAUGGAGGUUCAACCUGUUUAUAUUUGUCUUGGUUUACACAGUAACAUGGCUGUUUUUUGGAAUGAUAUGGUGGCUUAUAGCAUACAUUCGAGGAGAUCUGGACCAUUUACAAGACAAAGACUGGAAUCCAUGUGUGGAUAAUCUUAAUGGAUUUGUUUCAGCUUUUUUAUUCUCAAUAGAGACAGAGACAACGAUUGGCUAUGGACACAGGGUCAUUACGGACAAGUGUCCAGAAGGUAUCAUACUUCUACUAGUACAGUCUGUUUUAGGUUCAAUUGUCAAUGCCUUUAUGGUUGGCUGCAUGUUUGUUAAAAUAUCCCAACCCAAAAAAAGGGCUGAGACUUUGGUCUUUUCAACCAAUGCUGUUAUAUCCAUGAGAGAUGGAAAACUGUGUCUGAUGUUCCGGGUGGGAGAUCUCAGGAACUCGCAUAUUGUAGAGGCAUCAAUAAGAGCGAAAUUGAUCAAAUCCAAACAGACGAAGGAGGGGGAGUUCAUACCACUGAACCAGACGGACCUAAAUGUUGGGUAUGACACUGGAGAUGAUCGACUAUUUUUGGUUUCUCCUUUAAUUAUAAGCCAUGAAAUCAAUCAGCACAGCCCAUUUUGGGAGAUUUCAAAAGCUCAGUUACCAAAAGGAGAUCUCGAGAUCGUGGUCAUCUUGGAAGGCAUGGUUGAAGCAACAGGUAUGACCUGUCAAGCCCGAAGCUCUUAUGUCCCAUCGGAGAUCCUGUGGGGCCAUCGAUUCACGCCAGUCCUCACCCUAGAGGACGGGUUUUACGAAGUGGACUACAACAGCUUUCACGACACCUACGAGACCAACACGCCGUCCUGCAGCGCCAAAGAACUGGCCGAGAUUAUCAGCAGGGCGGAAAUGCCACUGAGCUGGUCCGUGUCCAGCAAACUCAAUCAGCAUCCGGAAUUAGUCAACGAAAACGGAGAGAAGAACCCAGAGGAUCAGCCAGAAAGGAACGGAGAUGUGGCCAACAUAGAAAACGAGUCAAAGGUUUAA
Molecule: messenger RNA, 1212 nt
Organism: Bufo bufo (common toad)
Lineage: Eukaryota; Metazoa; Chordata; Amphibia; Anura; Bufonidae
Gene: KCNJ6
Product: potassium inwardly rectifying channel subfamily J member 6
Exons: 2
Coding region: 1-1212 (403 amino acids)
Biological process (GO): regulation of monoatomic ion transmembrane transport; potassium ion import across plasma membrane
Cellular component (GO): plasma membrane
Molecular function (GO): G-protein activated inward rectifier potassium channel activity
Source: RefSeq, a predicted model, not a curated record